CAAAUCACGUCAGGAAAGGAAGUAGCCAAUUAAAGAGCGUGCUAAUGCGAAAGAGAGAGGCAACCGGAGACAGAGAAGGAAAAAGAGAAAGAGUGAGCGAGCGAGAAAGAUGUAUGGAGGGAAGGGAAGCUAUAAGGACAAUGACUGCGAUGAGACGAAGAGGGAGAAAUGAAUAAGAAGGAGUGGUUGCGACUGUAAGAGCGGGAAGCCGAUAUAGAAAUUUAUUUGGUUAUUAUUUUUUUCUGUCGGUAUUUGCAAUAUGCUUAGUCGGUGCGUUACCGUUUUUAUGUUGCUGUUAUUAUUUUAGUGGAUACACCCUUCGGCAAGUUUUGUUUUUCUAAUCUAAACCCAGGAUUUGGAUAUUCAUUUAUAUUAUAAUCGACGAUUUUGAUAUUUUAAAGUUAGCCUGACAUGUUCCAUAGUUGGAUGUACCCCAUCUGUAACCAGUAUUGUCCAAUAUGAAAAAUAACAGCAGUAAUCUUCAUGACAGUGUUGUCAUUGAAGCUACAUCUUAUAACAAACUUCUCUCUCAAUUUGAAGAUUUUGUAGCGUCUUCGGACUUUCCACCAGUACAAGAUUUAACAAGUGCAAAGACAUCAAGUAUUUCAUUAAUACCUACAAGUUUCCAGAAUAUUACAGCAUACAAAACUGAUGGCUUUUCCCAUCCAACUCCAACAAUUACUGUAUCUGCAACUAGAAAUGAAAAUUCACUUCCAAGAAAAUUAUCACUAGUGUCUAAUGGUAUUGUAAAAAAAUUAGUUAAAAAUAGACAUGGCAUUCCUGUGUCUUCAUUACUCAGAGAUCCUAGAGUCAAUAAAAUGAAGCUUGUAACUGAUGUGCAGUGCAAUGGUACCAAUGUUGUUCAUGGCACAUCGAAUCAAAACCAAGUUAAUGUGGCAUCAAUUACUGAUGUUGAGAAUUCAGAUCCACUCCAGUCAAAUGUGUUGAAGCCUGUCAGUUCUAAAUUGGCUGGAAACCAAACAAUUAAACCAAAUAGUGAAACUAACCAAACUGGAAACUCUGCAUUAAAUGAUACAAAAGACUCUAUACCACCAAUUGUUCUACCAGAAUUAUCUUUUACAAGGCCAGUUAAAAAAAGUGCUUCGGCAGAUGAAUUUCCAGACUUACUGAAGCCUCAAAAUUUAACAAGAUAUGUUGAAUUAAGUUCAUUAAAAAGUCAAGAUAAUAACAAUAAUAACUCUUCUAAGAAGCAAACUAUUCAGUAUAAGCCCUAUUAUAGUCAUUUAAGGGAUCAUGACUACACACUUAAUUGUCCUAGAUUUAUUCCUAAAGAAAAGAGUACUACUACUACUACUACUACUACUACUACUACUACUACUACUACAACAUCAUCAACAAGAAGGUCAUUUAUAAUUCCAAAGAAAAAGAAAAAAAUUAGUGAUGACCAAUGCUUAGAUAAUUCUGUGAGCAAUACAAACAAAGACUCAGAUAACCCUAAUACGCAGGAAUAUUUUUCUAACGAUCCACAAACUAAUAGCUUAAAACUUGAAAAUGAAAAUUCUAGUUCUUCAAAUGUACAGACAGCUAAUUCAACAUCUUCACCCCUACCUGUUAGUUCUGAUGAUACAAAGGAUGUGCUUCAUGAAGAAAAACGAGAAACAGCUGAAGUCUCUUCAGACUUUGAAUCUGUUGAAAAACAGAAUAUAUCAUCUUGUGGAUUAAGUGCCCUGCAUGAUUAUGUUAGCAGUGAAAAUCCAUUUGAUUGUCGAAAUGUUGACAAUCAUGAUUUUCGCACUUGUGAUAUGUGUAAGGAUUUCUUCCCGAAACCUAAUUCUGGUGAGAAAUGCAAUGAUGAUGUUUUUCCUGAUGUUGUACCCUGUCAGAUGUGUUGUCACUUAAGUGAAGACAAUUUGACUGCAAACUAUGUAAAACAUUGCAAUGUAAAUAGUCCUCUAGGUCACUUGAAUCCAUGUGGUUUGUUGUCUUGUCCUACAGAUGAAGCAAUCAAUGCUUGUAUUUUUGAUUAUCCUAAUGAUAAAGAAUUGGAGAAGAUUUCUUCUACAGAUGUUGAAGGGAUCUUAGACUCUGAUAUGUUAGAUUUUACUAGUUUAAAAACAAUUGAUCAGAACCAUUUUAAUCUCAAAAAUUCUCUGGAUUUGUUGAUAUCACCGUCUUUAAGACACAAUCAAAAAACUUAUGAAAAUUUCUGUAACUUCCCUAAUGAAACAACAGUAAAUAUAUCUUAUGAAAACGAUGAUAAUCUAAAAGAAAGUAUUUUAAAUGAAAAUGAUUUUUUAUUUAUUUCUGAACCAGUUAAAACCUCUGUGGAUAGUCCUUCAACAACAAAAAUUAGUGAUCAAGCAGUUAAUGAGAAUACAUCUAAUAAUGAAAACUCCCCCAUGGAGGAGGAUCCUCUUUAUAAAUCAGAUGAAAAAGAUAUGAGUAUAGACAAUGAUGGAUCAGAUGAUGAAGUUCUGUUAAAUAAAGUGCCAACAUAUUUAAGUGGGCUAUCAAUAGAAGCAAUUAACAGCAAACCUAAGAUUAGUUAUCAAUCUUAUAUUGAUAAUGAGAUUGAUACAUCUGACUUUAUCAAAAAUCCUUCUCCUGAACAUGUGACUGAGCUUUGUAAGAUCCCAGCAUACCAUCAAUCUUUCAGCAAUAGUACAAAGUAUGAUAUAAAUUCCUCUUCUCUGGUUCAUAAAUAUCCUUGGAGUGAAAGGAGAAAAAGUGCGAUACGUCAUCAUCAGCAGUUUGACUCUGAUUGUGAAACUUCAAAAAGUUGUCUUUCAUCGUCCAGUUCACCAUCACCUUCUGAUUCUCCAACUGAAGAAUUUCCAAGCUGGUCACAGUCAAGUUCAAGGUCAACGUCUCCUAGUAGUGAUUCUAGAAGUGGUCAGUUUUCCCCCUACAGUGAUUACACAUCAUCACGGGAUCGAUCCCCAUCACCAUUCUCGCGGCAUCGAAGUAGAUAUUCAUUACAGAAAGUUUCAAGACAUAAUCGAAAUUAUUCUCGUAUUCGUUCUCCUUACAGAUAUUCUAAUCAUCACAGAUCUAGACGGCGAAGCUCUCUGACAAAGUACCAUGACAAAGACACACAUCAGGAAGAGCGCCGUAUUGUCUAUGUUGGCAAAUUACCUCUUAAUUACACCUCUAAUCAACUAAAGGAGUUAUUUAGUAAAUGGGGCCCGGUAGAAAAAGUCAGCUUACAUUUCAGAGAGCAUCACGAUAAUUAUGGAUUUGUUACAUUUUAUCACCAAAGUGAUGCCUACCUUAGUAUGGAUGCAACUAGUAAAAUAAAAGAUUUUCCAUUUGAUGUUUGUUUUGGUGGACGGAGAACAUUUUGUCAAGAAUCUUAUGCUGAUCUUGAUGGUUUGGUGGAAGAUGAAGAGGAGUUUGGAACAGUAAUCAAAACAUCUAAUGUGUCGUUUGAGCAACUUUUAAAAGAAUGGAAACGUGACAGGAAACAUUGACAACAUUAGGGUUUAAGAAAAAUUUAUAAUUAGUAAAGCAAUGGAAAAGCCAGCUUUUUUUUUUUCUUCUUCUUUUGAGGAGAC
Molecule: messenger RNA, 3515 nt
Organism: Octopus bimaculoides (California two-spot octopus)
Lineage: Eukaryota; Metazoa; Mollusca; Cephalopoda; Octopoda; Octopodidae
Biological process (GO): positive regulation of transcription by RNA polymerase II
Cellular component (GO): nucleus
Molecular function (GO): RNA binding; transcription factor binding
Source: RefSeq, a predicted model, not a curated record